UCAUAACACUGGCUGAAUGGUAUCUUCUAUUCGCGUCCCACAUUAGAUCGAAUGUGGAAGCGACAAUCCGCAUAAACAAGCAAGAAUAUCAAUUACAAAACAUUGGUUCGUUGAUCUCAUAGACGUGUUGAUUUUACAGAGCCUGGGAAAGACGGCACAACAGCAAACACUGGAAACAAAACUUCUCAUUGUGAGUCUUUAUAAUGGGAACUAUUUCACAAGAAAUUUUAGUGUCAAGAUGGAACUCUUGGAGCUAGUUCGCGUUCUUGUCGCGGUCAUUGUGCCAAUGGUCGGAGGUCAGGUGGAAAAGCCACAAAGUCUGAAAGUAGGGGCAGAGAUAUGCAACAGGCUGACCAAGGAACCCUACUUCGAGACAGACAUGGUGCUAGGACGACCAUGGAGGAUAUAUUACAGUUGGAACAUCAAGUUGGAUGAUAAGUGCAUGGAUAUGACUUUCAGGAAUGCGACGCCACAGAUCAUCAACAGGGUCUGGCAUGACAUGAACGAGUACCUAGAGAGCCAGCCGUACUGGGACGCGGCGACUCUACUGGUGACGAUGGGCCGCGCUAAGCAUGAGAUGCUCCUGUUCGCAGACCAGGGAGCUGCCGGGAGGUUUAUAGGAGUACCCAAUGUCGUCCGAGAUGGGAAUAUAUCACCAGCGAGGAGUGCAGUUCCACUUUUAAAAUUCCACAUGAAGCUACUAUUUGGAGGCAAAUACCUGUUGAUGACUGACUGUCAAAUCGGAGUGACCACGAUGUCAGCUCGUACCAAGGAGACACCAUAUCGGGCAGAGAUUGGUGGAGUAGCUGCUAACCUCAACUUCGGAGACGGUUACCCUGCCUGCGUGGCAGAUUUGAACAAAGGAGAACAGAUUGGCACUAAAUAA
Helicoverpa armigera (cotton bollworm) is the source of this 886-nucleotide messenger RNA. RefSeq lists its product as uncharacterized. The record is from RefSeq and is a predicted model, not a curated record. The coding region runs from base 239 to 886 and encodes 215 amino acids. The transcript has 3 exons. Lineage: Eukaryota; Metazoa; Arthropoda; Insecta; Lepidoptera; Noctuidae.